Molecule: messenger RNA, 327 nt
Organism: Trichomonas vaginalis G3
Lineage: Eukaryota; Parabasalia; Trichomonadida; Trichomonadidae
Exons: 1
Coding region: 1-327 (108 amino acids)
Source: RefSeq, a predicted model, not a curated record
AUGUCCGACGUACCACCAACCGAGCCCAUUCCCAAACCAGAGGAACCUAAAGCACCAGCCCCUGCACCUCAGCAACCUCAGUUCCAGCAAUUCCAAUCUCAAUCCAAAUUACUACCAAUUCCAAUACAAAUCGAAGAGAGACCAAGAGUUCGAAGAAGGUCUGAACCGCUUACGCAAAGAGUAUGCUACAGCUCCAACCCUUGGUUGUUCCAGCAAUUCCAAUCUCAAUCCAAAUUACUACCAAUCUCAAUCCAAAUCGAAGAGAGACCAAGAGUUCGAAGAAGGUCUGAACCGCUUACGCAAAGAGUAUGCUACAGCUCCAAUUGA